Molecule: messenger RNA, 1008 nt
Organism: Pyrenophora tritici-repentis Pt-1C-BFP
Lineage: Eukaryota; Fungi; Ascomycota; Dothideomycetes; Pleosporales; Pleosporaceae
Product: PcaH, Protocatechuate 3,4-dioxygenase beta subunit
Biological process (GO): catechol-containing compound metabolic process
Molecular function (GO): ferric iron binding; catechol 1,2-dioxygenase activity
Source: RefSeq, a predicted model, not a curated record
AUGGCACCCCCCAAGAGCGCAGAUGCAUCCACGGUGCCCGUACUCAAGGACCUCACCAUUGAGAACAUUACCGAGAAUGUACAUCGCAUCAACUCGCAAUGUGCCGACCCGCGACUGAAAUACGUCAUGGAGCGUCUGGUGUCGCACCUCCAUGACUUUGCCCGCGAGACACGAUUGAGUUUUGAUGAGUGGAUGGCUGGUAUACAGUUCCUCACACAAGUAGGGCAGAUAUGUACGGAUGUGCGACAGGAAUUCAUCCUCCUCUCAGACAUCGUCGGCCUCUCCCUCCUCGUCGACUCAAUCGACCACCCCAAACCCGCCUCCAGCACCGAAGGCACAGUCCUCGGUCCCUUCCACACACACGACGCCCCCUCCUCAGCCCCAGGUGCAAACAUAUCCGCCGACCCAGACGGCGAGCCCCUCCUCGUUCUCUGCACCGUCAAGACAACAUCCGGGCAGCCCGUACCAGGCGUCAAAGUCGAUGUCUGGGAAACAGAUUCCCACGGCAAAUACGACGUGCAGUACGAGACGCGCGGCGACAAAGCAGACGGCAGAGCAGUGAUUUCAAGUAAUGACGACGGCGUGUUUUGGUUCAAGGGGAUUGUUCCCGUGCCGUAUCCUAUUCCUAAUGAUGGGCCUGUGGGGAAAUUGUUGGAGAGGCUGGGCCGGCAUUGUUGGAGACCUAGCCAUAUGCAUUUUAUGUUUGAGAAGAGUGGGUUUGAUAAUUUAGUCACCGCACUCUACGUCCGUGGCUCCGACUACGAAACCUCGGAUGCCGUCUUUGGCGUAAAAGAAAGUCUAAUCGUAGCCCUCGAGACUGUGUCGCAAGAACAAGCGAGGAAAUACGAUGUAGCCGAGGGAACAAAGUUAUUGAAAUACGACUUUGUGCUUGUGACGGAUGAGGAGACGAAGAAGUUGCGCCAUGAUGAGGCGGUCAAGGCGAUGAGAUCGUUGGGAAGGGAGGGUAUGAUUAUUGUUAAUGGGUUACCGGUUCCGGAUGUGGAUUAG